AGACCCCCAAUUAUCCAUACUUAUAGGAGGAAGGGUAGAAAAGUAACUGCACAGGGAAUUAUUAUGGAGAAAUGAUUGGAAGGACGUUCUGAGUGGUAGGGCCCACUGGGCUGAGGAAUAUGUGAGUCUAUAAAUAGGAUUAUUAGGUUGGAGUAGCUAGGGUAUUUUUAACUUUUAGGAGGUAGGGCUACAGCAGCCACCAGGGUCUCUUAAAACCAAGAGGCUGGUAUGAUCUUUUCUGCAUUUUUCCUUGUUGUUUCUUGUUAUUUCUUUUCAUCUUGUGAAUCUGGAUCAUUUGGCUUUAUAUAUAAAUAAAGUAAACCAGAGUACCGCCUCUGUUUAAGCCAUUUAUACAGUCCUUUCAGUCUAAAUUAUUGUUAGUAUCCUAACAAUUGGUAUCAGAGCCCGAAAAAACUGGGGGUGGUUACUAGACUAAUGGCGCAGAGACAAAUAGAAGACAGAGUGGAUGGAACUGAGAAGGAAAUAAUGGGUCUGAAAGAGAUGCUGUUAGAAAUGAAAAAAGCAAUGGAACGAAUGGCUGAGGAUCUAAGAGAGAACCAUAGCUACAAAAGAAGGGAGGAAUCUGGGACCUCCGACGGUUCAGUAAUGAAACUGAAGGGAAAAGCUGAGGAAACCGAUGUUCAUAACGAAGGGAACUUGACCAUGGGUGACCGUAGUAAAUAUAAGAAAUUAGAGAUGCCAAUGUUCUUGGGAGAAAACCCGGAAUCUUGGGUUUACAGGGCAGAGCAUUUUUUUGAGAUCAAUAAUCUACCCGAGACCGAAAAGGUCAAGGUAGCAGUAGUCAGCUUUGGACAAGAUGAGGUAGACUGGUACAGAUGGUCACACAAUCGGAGGAAGGUGGAGUCGUGGGAGGAUCUAAAAGAAAGGAUGUUUGAUUUUUUUAAAGACACAGGGCAGAAGAGUUUAGUGGCGAGACUGAUCAGGAUUGAACAAGACGGUUCCUACAAUGAUUAUGUAAAGAAAUUUGUUAAUUAUUCAGCACCCCUGCCCCACAUGACAGAGAGUGUGUUAAGGGAUGCAUUCCUGACUGGGCUAGAGCCGAACCUGCAAGCUGAAGUCGUGAGCCGCAAUCCACUAACAUUGGAGGAGUGUAUGAGAGAGGCACAGCUGGUCAACGACAGAAAUUUAGCCCUGCAAUGGUCCAAGGCAGAAGGGGGAGGACGGAAUUACAAAAAAGGCGAAGGAAGCACGAACAAGGGUCCAGAAGGUGGGGAGAAGGGAAUCACCAGGAAAACAGAGUUUCCUUUGAAACAGGUGACAAUUCCCAUUAAAGGCAACUACCAGAAGAGUGAACCACCAGUGAAACGCUUAUCGGAUGCGGAAUUCAGAGCACGACUUGACAAGGGUCUGUGUUUUAAAUGCAAUGAAAGGUACUCCCCUGGACAUCGAUGCAAAAUGAAGGACAAAAGAGAGCUGAUGCUGUUUAUCAUGAAUGAAGAAGAAAGUCUGGAAGACGAAGACAGAACAGAGGAAACUAAUGAAGAAGUAUUAGAGUUGAAUCAGCUUACACUGGAGGAGGGAACCGAAAUUGAGUUAAAGGCAAUACAUGGCCUAACAAGUAAAGGAACGAUGAAGAUCAAAGGCGAAAUUAAAGGGAAAGAAGUAUUGAUACUGAUUGACAGUGGGGCCACCCACAAUUUCAUACACAACAAAAUUGUGGAGGAAGUGGGACUGGAGUUAGAGAAUCAUACUCCGUUUGGAGUCACUAUCGGAGAUGGUACAAGAUGCCAAGGAAGAGGCGUGUGUAACAGGUUAGAACUAAAACUUAAAGAGAUCACAAUCGUGGCUGAUUUUUUAGCAAUUGAACUGGGGAGUGUAGAUGUGAUUCUAGGGAUGCAAUGGUUAAACACAACGGGAACCAUGAAGAUACACUGGCCAUCCUUGACCAUGACAUUUCGGAUGGGAAAAAAACAGUUUAUCUUAAAAGGAGAUCCUUCACUUAUUAGGGCAGAGUGCUCUCUGAAAACUAUUGAAAAAACAUGGGAAGAGGACGACCAAGGCUUCUUACUCGAAAUGCAGAACUAUGAGGCAGAGGAAGAUGGGGAAUUGGAUGAAGUACAGAGAGUAAAGGGGGAUGAGGAAGAAUCUCCAAUGAUUCAAGUCUUACUCCAGCAGUACACGGAUUUAUUCGAAGAACCGAAGGGAUUACCACCAAAAAGGGAGUGUGACCAUCGUAUUUUGCUGGUAACCGGCCAGAAACCUAUCAAUGUGAGACCUUACAAAUAUGGCCACACACAAAAAGAAGAAAUCGAGAAGUUAAUAUCUGAAAUGCUCCAAGUUGGGAUAAUACGACCCAGUCACAGCCCUUACUCGAGUCCUGUGUUGCUGGUAAGAAAGAAAGACGGAGGGUGGAGAUUCUGUGUUGAUUACAGAAAAUUAAAUCAAGUAACCAUAUCGGAUAAAUUUCCAAUACCCGUGAUAGAGGAAUUGCUAGACGAACUGCAUGGGGCCACUGUUUUUUCAAAACUGGAUCUCAAAUCUGGAUAUCAUCAGAUACGGAUGAAGGAGGAGGAUGUGGAAAAGACAGCAUUCAGAACCCAUGAAGGACACUACGAGUUUCUGGUCAUGCCGUUCGGCCUCACUAACGCACCAGCUACUUUCCAAUCUUUAAUGAAUCUGGUCUUUAAACCCUUCCUCAGGAGAUGUGUACUGGUAUUUUUUGAUGAUAUAUUGAUAUACAGCACGAAUCUCACAGAACACGAAAAGCAUUUGGCCAUGGUUUUUGCAGUAAUGCGGGAUAACCAGUUAGUUGCUAACAAAAAAAAAUGCGUAAUAGCCCAUUCACAGAUUCAGUAUUUGGGGCAUUUAAUAUCCAGUAGAGGGGUUGAAGCUGAUGGAGACAAGACAAGAUCAAGGACAUGGUAAAUUGGCCCCAACCCAAAGAUGUAACCGGAUUGAGGGGGUUCUUAGGGUUGACAGGUUACUACAGAAGAUUCGUCAAAGGGUAUGGGGAGAUGGCAGAACCGCUGACCAAAUUAUUACAAAAGAACUCAUUCCUAUGG
This is a messenger RNA of Cucumis sativus (cucumber), 3023 nucleotides long. RefSeq lists its product as uncharacterized. The coding region runs from base 436 to 2886 and encodes 816 amino acids. The transcript has a single exon. Lineage: Eukaryota; Viridiplantae; Streptophyta; Magnoliopsida; Cucurbitales; Cucurbitaceae. The record is from RefSeq and is a predicted model, not a curated record.